GAGAGAGAGAGAGAGAGAAAGGCUAGAGUAACAGAAGAUUGAAGGUCGUGCGAGGAGAGGAAAACAUGUAGUAACUCACUAUGACCAGCAGAGGCCGACACACUUCAGUCUAACGGAGGUCUGGAACAAGAAUAUAGAUGUACGGACGGUGGAUGGACGAACAGAUGGAUGAAUGGAGGAGGUGGACGUACCCCGCAGUGUGUGGAAGGAGACUGUUGGGAAUAUACACCGGAGACCUGUUUAAACAUCUUGAAUUGCAUUGCAUUGAUGCAUUUGGCAGAUGAGAUAACAGAAAACAAGAUAAACACACCUGCAUUCAUAGUGUUUCAAAUAAAACUGUGAAGGAAAUCACGCAUUUUGACCUAAAAAAAAUUGCCUUGCAUUUGACAGAUGCAAAUAUGUGCACUACCUGGGAUCAAGCGCACUACCUAGUGUUUCUCCAUCGAUAAAACAGUGAAGAAAACAAAAGAAUGACAUCUCAGAUAGCACUAGCCGUAACGCUCUCGCUUCUUAUCCUCCUCACUGUCAGCGGGAAUAUUUUGGUUUGUCUGGCCGUGUACUCUACGAGACGCCUGCGCAACGUCACCAACUGCUUCAUCGUCUCGCUAGCGGUCACGGACUUCCUAUUGGGCGCCCUUGUGUUGCCAUUUUCCACCCUUUACCAAGUUACGGGCGACUGGCCACUAGGGGCGCACUUCUGCAACGUCUACAUUUCGUUGGACGUCAUGCUAUGCACUGCCUCAAUACUCAAUCUCUUUGCUAUCAGCUUGGAUCGCUACUUUGCGGUCACCGAACCGCUGCGCUACCCAAUGCUUUUGCUUCCGUGGCACGUCGGCGCGAUUUUAGCGGCGAUAUGGCUGGUUUCGGUUGCCGUUUCAUUCGUCCCCAUCCACAUGGGCUGGAAUACGCGAGACUUGAGCGUGCAAAAUAUUCGCGAGGGCGACCCUGCGCGAGACUGCCGAUUUGAGUUGAAUCCGGCGUACGUAUUGGUGGACGCCUUCGUGACGUUUUAUCUCCCCCUGGUGGCCAUGUGUUGGAGCUACCACCGAGUUUUUCGCAUUGCAAGGAUGCAGGCGAAACGGAUCAUUUCUAUUCGACGGGGUUCGUCGUCGUCUCCAGGCGCUACGAUUCUUGCAUUGCGCGAACACAAAGCCACAGUGACGCUUGCGGUUGUGCUCGGUGCGUUCGUGGUGUGCUGGUUCCCGUAUUUCACGUUUUUCACGAUAAUGGGGAUACGUAACGAAGAUAACCCGCCACGGACGGCGCAAUCAGUCGUGCUUUGGCUUGGAUACGCAAACUCUGCGCUAAAUCCCAUUCUUUACGCUACGCUUAACAGAGACUUCAGGUCCGCUUACGCCAAGCUGCUGUGUGGAGGACGAGGAUGUAAAACACAGAGGGAAAUACCGAUAACAGCAAAGGAGGAGGGGCUAAUGAUUAGACACGCCCCUCCUGAACAAAGGGCGGAGCUUCGGCCUAGAACUUGUGUGUUGCUGCAAGAGAUUGAAAACGGGAAGAGGGUCGAUGGCAACACAACGACUGGUGCUACAGUUACCAUUGUAGUUAAUGGGAAUAAAAGGUAGUAUGAAUAUUGUCAAA
This is a messenger RNA of Pimephales promelas (fathead minnow), 1596 nucleotides long. RefSeq names its product histamine receptor H2a (gene hrh2a). Lineage: Eukaryota; Metazoa; Chordata; Actinopteri; Cypriniformes; Leuciscidae. Gene Ontology annotation, biological process: G protein-coupled receptor signaling pathway, coupled to cyclic nucleotide second messenger; chemical synaptic transmission. The record is from RefSeq and is a predicted model, not a curated record. Gene Ontology annotation, molecular function: neurotransmitter receptor activity; G protein-coupled serotonin receptor activity. Gene Ontology annotation, cellular component: plasma membrane; dendrite.